CCUGCCCACUUGGGAGUCUUUUAGAAGGGUGCAGUAGUAACGCAGGGCAUCACUGGCAGAGGACUCGCAGGUUUGUGGAUUAAAGCGCUAGUCUCGAUGGGUGAAGGGAAAACCAGGAGCUGCUGGUCAAAGCCUACGCAAAAGCUGUACUUGGUGGAGACAGAAGAGGCUGCCCUUUGGCGGGAGGCUGCCCGAGACCUGAGAACUCUCGCGGGAAGAUGUACGGUCACCACGGCAACCGCAUCGCCCUGGGGUUGGUAAAGAUGGCGGGACGAAGUGUUAGAGUGCCGAGACGCGGUUCUGCAGGUACCCAGUCGCGCGGGCAGCUUGCAGCUGGACGGGACCUCCUCGCCCGGGAGCAAGAGUACAAGCGUUUAAAUGAAGAAUUGGAGGCAAAAACUGCUGAUCUGGUUCGACAAGCUGAGGAAGUAAUAAGAGAGCAGCAAGAAGUGCGAGCCAGGCCUUUUUCCGCACUAACUACAUCAUGCAAAGAGGAAGAUGGUUACAGUUCGAGAGAUCUGUUGUCAUCUGAAGGGGCUCAUCCAUGGACAGAAACCAAGCCAAAGACCAAAAACACUGGUCCUGUAAACAAGAUUCAAAACAGACUCCACUCUGCAGAUAAAGAAAGGAAAACAAAUUCAAGUGCUAAACUGAAAUAUCCUGACGGGCAGACUGCCAAUGAUGUGGCCAUCCCAGACGAUUUCUCAGACUUCUCCCUUGCCAAGACGAUUAGCAGGAUUGAAGGGCAGCUGGAUGAGGACGGCUUGCCCGAGUGUGCAGAGGACGACAGCUUCUGUGGUGUGAGUAAGGACAUUGGGACAGAGGCUCAGAUCCGAUUUCUAAAGGCCACGCUCCAUGUGAUGCAGGAGGAGCUGGACAGCGUUGUGUGCGAGUGCAAUAAGAAGGAGGAUGAAAUUCAGGACUUAAAGUCCAAGGUGAAAAAUUUGGAAGAAGACUGUGUGCGACAACAGCGAACAGUUACAUCCCAGCAAUCCCAAAUAGAAAAAUAUAAGAAUCUUUUUGAAGAAGCAAAUAAAAAAUGUGAUGAAUUACAGCAGCAGCUGUCAUCAGUAGAACGGGAAUUAGAAAGUAAAAGAAGAUUACAAAAACAGGCUGCCUCAAGUCAGAGUGCCACGGAGGUCCGUCUGAAUCGAGCUCUCGAAGAAGCAGAAAAGUAUAAAGUGGAGCUGAGUAAACUCAGGCAAACUAACAAGGAUAUUACAAAUGAAGACCAUCAAAAAAUUGAAGUGUUGAAAUCAGAAAACAAAAAACUAGAAAGACAAAAAGGAGAAUUAAUGAUAGGGUUCAAGAAGCAGUUGAAAUUAAUUGACAUUUUGAAAAGGCAGAAGAUGCAUAUUGAAGCUGCCAAGAUGCUGUCUUUCAGCGAGGAGGAGUUUAUGAAGGCUCUUGAGUGGGGCAGUUCAUGAGUGAGCAACUGCAAUGGGAUGCUCAUUUGAUAUCAAGUGUAGUCUUCUUACUGUUCAUGAGUAAUAAGAACAUUUGUGAAAUAAAAGAUUUAGAUAAU
This is a messenger RNA of Mus caroli (Ryukyu mouse), 1525 nucleotides long. RefSeq names its product testis expressed 9 (gene Tex9). Lineage: Eukaryota; Metazoa; Chordata; Mammalia; Rodentia; Muridae. The record is from RefSeq and is a predicted model, not a curated record.